UUGUACACCAUACCUCCCACAUAUUUUGUUCGCAUAUGUAUAUUGCAGCUGCCGUUGCUGUUUACCAGCUGCUAAUAUUUUCUAUAUUAAUUAAUAAAAGAAAGCAAUAUUUAUUUUGAAAGUAAAAGAAAAAAUAUUUAAUUUAUGUGAAAUUCGCUUAGAAAAUAUUUUAAUAUUAAUUCCAUUUCGCGUUAAAUUGUUUUGUAAGCUACUAUUGAGUACUUUUUAAGUAACAGCAGACGGAUGAAACGAAAAAGUCAAUAAAGCGGAACUCAAAAUUAUUUGUAAAGUAUCCCAUACACACAUGCCAUAGAAUAAAUAGAGUGGACCUGGACUUAUAUAUAUUAAUUUAUAAAUCGCUAGUUAAGAGUUUAUAUUCAGAAUUACUGUACGCAAUAUAUAUACACGCCGGUUACUGGGUGUAAUCAUUAAGCUGAGUCAAAGAUAACCUCAUAAUAAUUGACCCUCCUUGGUGAAUUUUCAUUUCAACUUCUUUGCCUGACAUGCGACUUUCUCAAAAAUAAGCACCUUUAAAUUGAUAUGGAUCGAAGUGUGGACUCGAUUGGAAGUUGUUCACUUGAUGUUGAUGCCGAUUCAACAGAUGUAUCAGAUACAAGUGGAAGCAUGAAUUUUCCAACACCAAUUUCGGUAAAGGACAUCACUAGAGAAUUUACAACAAAUAUACGAGAGCGUUGUGCGGUUCAAAAUUUCCAUGAAAAUAUUAAAACCAUCGGACUUGAACAAAAAAUGGUUUUAAAGCAGCCUCUUGGAAACGUAAAUAAUACAAGUGCCUUAUUAAAUUCUUCAAAUCCACAUUCGAAUAAGAUGAUAACUUUGACUGAUGUAAGUCCGGAUAAAAAGCCAAGUUAUUUGAACCUCGCUUGCUGUGUCAACGGUUAUUCUAAUUUAACAACUUAUGAUUCUAAAAUACGACAGGAUAUAAAUAAGUCUCGCGAGGUAUCGCCGAUACGUCCGUCGUCAAAUUGUAUUCAGUAUUGUAAAAAAAGUGAUUCUUUGGCGCCUCCAAUUCUCUUAAAAAUGGAUGAUGGGCGUGGAGACGUUGCAAAUAUGAAGCCAAAUUUGUCAAAUGGCCAGUGUAAUAAUUUUGGAUAUAAAAAACCAGAAAAUAAUAAAUAUGAGGACAAUGAAUCGCACUUUCAGGACGGUCGCCGAAAUACUAGUUUUAUUCAACAACGAGUUGAGCGGUUAUAUGGACCUGCUGCUUUAGCUCAGCGCUUUUACAGUCCUAAGAAAGUACGCAGUAGUAAUUUUACAUGUUCGCCUGCUCAUGACCUCGAAGAUGCUAGUUCAUCUGAAUUGGCUCGUAAAUUUCAACAACUUACACCAAGUAAAGAUUACACAGAAUUUAGAAAAAAAUUAAGUGCAACCACAUCAAAUUGUCCACGUCAAAUCGUUUCAACUACUGAUAUUUCGAAUGUCAAUAACAAUAACGUUGAUUUGCCUGUGUUUCGUCAUUUGAGUCAAGAGUUCCGUGCUCAGCUACCAUUAGUAUCGCCAAAAAAGUAUCAUUCAAGAAAUUCACCAAACAAGAGUUCAAGUAUUGAAAAUGAUACCACUGCUAUUUCCCAGAAAAAUAAAGUAUUAAUAGAUGAGGUUGAUCGUAAGGAAGUAAAUUUCAGUGCAGACCAAAUAAGCAAUAAGUAUUCUAUAAAUGAGGACAACACAGAAAAAAAUUUUACUGAGGGAUGGCAAAUAAGUGAUGUCAACAAUACAUGCACAGAGAAAAACGGAACCUAUUUUCUUCAAUUGCUGAGAAACGAACAGAGUCGUCUCUUAGCAUUGGCUGAUAUAGCGGAACAAUAUGCUAUCGAGUUGUCGGGUAACCCCGAAAUUUCUGAAGAUACCUUAGGCUUUUUGCGCUCAGCCUAUGGCAAGGCUCGUUUAUUAGUAUCACAAAAAAUGAAGCAAUUCGAAGGUCUUUGCCAAAAUAACCUGAACUCAUCUCCUGACGAUAAGUUUCCUACUACAAAUGAUGAUCUUCAAGGAUUUUGGGAUAUGGUGUAUUUGCAAGUGGAUCACAUUAACUCAAUAUUUGAUGAAAUUAAUGUACUAAAGGAAAAUAACUGGAAGAAAUCCGAUGAAAUUAUACCUAAGGAAAAGACUAAAUUAUCAAAACCUCAACCAAAAUCCACAAAGACUCCAAGCCAAAAGACAAAGUCCAGUACUACUAAUGGAAACGAAUCUAAAGAAAAGUCAUCUUUGUCGGCCGCCGCUUUGAAAAGAGAAUCGCAAAGAAAAAUGCUGCUGGAAAUGAAGCGUAAAAAUAAAAUCGCUUUGUCUGCUAAAUCAACUACCUCUGAUCUAAAUUCUGUUGAACCGAAUGUCGAAAAUGUGGAUACCGUAGAGAUAUUUGUCAAAAAUAGCAAAUGAAAAUUUGUUAAUGAUUGAGUUGCUCUUACUAAUCUUUACUAGUCCUAUAACAAAAUCAAGUGAGCCGUAAGCCCCAUGACAAACAUACAUAUAUCAUCAUAAAUAAAUCGCUUUGACUAAUUUUUGUUUCAUAUCAAACUGAUAACGAACUUAUACACCAAUAAUACUCUCUUUUGUAGGCUAAUCAUACAUAUUUAUAAAAGCAGUGUGCUGUCGAAAUAGUGAGGUAGAAGUACGCAAACUCGAAUAACUUUUUAGUAUAUAUAUGCUUUUGAAAGAUUCUAAAUCUGUUAGACGGAAAAUGCAAUAUAAAUCAUCCACUUCUCUUUCGCUUUAAAAUAGAUUAUAUCGAGCCAAAUUCAUAGUUUUCAAAUUAGAUAAAUUAUAUUUACUGUUACAAACUUAGUGCUACUAUAAAUUGUUUGAACUGGUUGACAUCUUAUAUACGCACUGUACAUACAUUUUUGAUAUUUUUAUAUUAAUGGAUUUAUCAUAUGAAUUUAGCGUGUUUGUCACAUGAUAAUUAUUAACUAAAAAAGACAUUUAUUUUAUUAAAAUUUAAAA
This is a messenger RNA of Ceratitis capitata (Mediterranean fruit fly), 2955 nucleotides long. RefSeq names its product Disks large-associated protein 1 (gene vlc). Gene Ontology annotation, biological process: signaling. Gene Ontology annotation, cellular component: glutamatergic synapse; postsynaptic specialization. The record is from RefSeq and is a predicted model, not a curated record. The transcript is spliced from 6 exons. Gene Ontology annotation, molecular function: molecular adaptor activity. The coding region runs from base 541 to 2391 and encodes 616 amino acids. Lineage: Eukaryota; Metazoa; Arthropoda; Insecta; Diptera; Tephritidae.